AUGGUCCUGGGUUAAGAUAGUGAUGAAUCGAAAAAAUCAACUCAGGUAUUUUUGAAUUUUUCUUAUCUCCAUAUCUAUAAAUUUAAAUUAAAAUUCUUAACUGCUAUGGAUUCAAACACCUGCAAAAUUUGUUAAAAAUCAUAUGCCUUUGUCUAAUCACUUAGAAAACACAUGAAUGCUAAUCACUGGGAUGUAGUUGCAUAAAAGAAGCUCAACAUCUAGAAGGAUAAUACAGUCUCCUGUGACUACUGUACUUUGAAACUCAAAUCUAAGGACUCUUUACGGAAUCACAAACGAAGAUCACAUGUUGAGUCGUGUAAUGAUGAUGAGUUCACAACUCAUAUCAAAGAAUUCCUAAAACACCACCCAGAUGAAGAGGUUAAAUAUGAUUAAUUUUUUGUACCUGGUUCUAAAACUAACUCACCUAUGAAGGUGAACUCUAAGAUGCAACCUCCGAAGGUUGAUAAGAAAUUUCUAAGCAUGAAUAAGUAGAAUUACAAUGAACUUUUUAACAUUAACUCCCCAGUUGUUUAGUCAAAAAUACUGGACAGUUAAAUUCAAAUUGAGCAAAAUCAAACGAAGCCGAGUGUAUAUGAUAACUCACCUAGUGAAACAUCAAAUAUAUCUAAAAGCAGUGAUUAACUCUCAUCAAUUAGAGCAAUUUCAGAGUCAAAUGUGACAGGAACUGACGAUACUUAUACAGAUGUGGCAGUUCUACAAGAGUAGGAUCAAUUAAAUAAUAUGGAUUAGAAUCUCAUAAAUACCUAACUAGGGAUUGACUAGUUUAGAAGGAUUAUGUACACAUAAAUCACUAAGGAAAGUGAUUUAUUAUGGACCAUCAAUAACAAGAUUAUUCCCAAUAAUGAUAAUGAUAAUCCAACUCACCUAACUAGAAGCAACUCAUCUAUUGUUAAGAAUCCCUAACUCAAUAACUAUAAGUCUCAACCUGCUUACGGAGAAGCUACUUAAGGAGCAGUGAAAAAACUUAUCUCUAUAUUCCAAGAUAUUGGCUGUUCUAACAAUUGCAUCUUUGCAGAUAUCGGGUCAGGGUUUGGUAAAUUAGUUUUUGACUUUGCUUUAACUACACCUAUGGAAUGUCACGGCUAUGAAAUGGUGGAUGCUAGAUAUGAUCUUAGUGUUUAAAAACUUAAACAAUAUAGAGUCGAGUACACUAAUAACACUUUACUAUCGGAGUGCCUCAGUCGAGUUGAAUUCUACUUCAAGAAUUCUAAUGAACUAGCAUCAUUGACUACUCCUAGUAACAAACCAUAUUCACAUAUGUACACCUAUAACUACAGGUUCAAUGACGAUGAUAAUGAUCACCUUGUGAAGUUAAUUAAAAACUCUCCUUACCUGCAGGUAUUUGCUUGGAACAAAUCUGAACAUACUACCAUUAAAACAUUUGGACUCUAGGAAUUUCAACUUCAUAAGGAUUUCAAAGUGAAACUAGCCGGUGCUAAAGAAUCACAUAAGAUGUAUGUUUACAAGAGAAUAGAGUUGAACAUACCUGAAGCUACUAUAGUUAAAUCAACAUCUACUGCUAAAGUACCUCUAGUAAAUGAAAUUCAAUUUCAAGUUGAGCCUAUCUAGGAUUUGUAAAUUCCCGAUUUAUUUACAACUGAGGUGAGUUAGGAAACUUUGUUUCAAAAUCUUCUUAGAGACCUGCAGAUAAGUUCAUAACAAUAUUCAAUCGAGUCUCUUGAUAAACAUGGAUUGAAGUUAGACACUGCUAUAAAAAUACUUUAGUCAAUGAAAGCUACUAGAGAAUAAAAUUAGGCUACUAAAAGGGUAAUUAAUGAAUAAUCAUAAAUUGCUAAGAUCAAGAGUCACCUUGAGAUUGCUGAUGUGAUUAAAUUCCAAACUGUAGGUGCAUAAAAGACUUGGAUGAUUUUAAACCUUUACAAUAGCCAGUUGAGCACAUAUAAGUGGAAUUCAAAAGGAAUUACUCUUGAAACUUUUACUAGUAGAGUAGAAAAUCUAGCCAAGAUUAGUCAAGGAUGGUUUGAAGUCAAAUAAACGAGGGUCGGUAAAGCUAUAAAUAUACUUAGUAAAGCCAAGGGUAAUGAGAUAGCAGAUAUAGUUUCAAAAUCUGUAAUGGAAAGUAUCUAACCUGCUACAUCUUAGUCCAAACCUAGUAAUUAAAUUCUAGUUAUAGAUGAGUAAGUGAUUACUGAUAAAGUUGUUAACACUCUUGAAAUGGAGUAUCAAGUCAAUAGUCGUCUAGCAGAUGCGCUAAAGUCAAUGAUUUUAGAUUUAGAUGAUGCAGUGUUUAUAGAGUCUGAAGAUGAGUAGUAGUAGUAGCAAGAUGAUAUGUCAGAGUUGAGUGUAUUUAUCCAGGAUGAUUAGUUCAAUCGGUUGAGUUAACAGUACAGAAAAAAAAUAUAGGAAUCUUACCUUAGAAUGAACUAGUAGAAGAAGAGAGUUUAGAAGUAGAUGAGUAAAAACAAAAAUGCGUUCAGCAUCUGUACCAGUGUUAAGAAUGAAUACUUGAAGACUAUCUCUUAAAAUCUUAUGAGUUCUGGUAGGUUGAAGAUUAAACUCCUAUAGGAAUCAUUUUAAAGUGUCUAUAUCAAACCUUAGAAGGAGCUAUCAGCAGAUAUAUUUGGAGAGAGAUUCAAAUGCGAUUUUAUUCCAAUUGAAGGUGCUUUACCUAAAGUUAGUCAAUAUCUUCUAAGAAUUUCCCACUUGUCAUGCAAAAGAUUAGUUCAAUUACAGUAGUAUGAUACAAUCGAGUAAACCAACUAGAUGCUAGCAUAAUUUAAAAACGAUAGUAGAAUUCUGCCAUUUACAUAGUUAGAUACCAAAGCUGAAAAAAUCUUCACUAUCUAUGAGAGCUCUGGUAUGGAAUUCAAAGAAUUUUUGAAGGUUCAACAUCCAGUAGUUGCUGAUAAAGCAAAACUUAUUGUAAAUCUUAUAGAGUCCAUGAGUAAAGUUCACAAGAAGAAGAUUUACCACGGCAGUCUUAGCGACAAAGCUAUAAACAUCAUUGGAUAAAGCAAUCUUAAAAUACAUUCAUGGGGUACACCAGUAACAUUUGAUUCUAAAGAUCCUGCAUUUAAACUCAUUUAAGAUUUUGCUGCUCCAGAGUAAUUCCAUUCUGUAGUUUAUGAUAAACAACUUGCUGAUUGCUUCAGUGUAGGAGUAUUAUGCUACUAUAUAAUUCACAAUGAAUUUCCAUAUCCAGUCGAAGAGGUUAAUAGAUGGUUAAAAUAGGCACCUAAAAACAAAAAUCUGAAAGUAAUGCCAUGUAAAAAGCCACUUUGCAACGAGACUUUUGAACUCAUGAGGAGUCUACUUAAGAGAGAUUACACCAAGCGAUCACCAUUGGCCAAAGCUUUACAGCACCCCUAGUAUGUUAGCUUGGUAGAAUUCAUUAACAAAAAUAAUUGA
Messenger RNA from Stylonychia lemnae, 3390 nucleotides. Lineage: Eukaryota; Ciliophora; Spirotrichea; Sporadotrichida; Oxytrichidae. The record is from the annotation of a GenBank genome assembly.